CGUCAUGGACUACGACCGCGUCAUCGUCAUGGACAAGGGGCGCGUGGUGGAGUCCGGGCACCCGUACGAGCUGCUAACCAGCGCUGCGGGCAAGCCAGACCUGCCGCCCAGGAGGACACUGCUCACUAAGAGCCAAGCGCCGCUGGCGAUACCCGAGAACUUCCCGUUCGAGGACCGUCCAAAGGACAGCGACCUCAACGAGACCUUCGUGCUCUCCCGCGACAGGGUCAGGACAUACUCCAAUAGGUCGGAGGCGAGCGAGCAGGAGGGCGGCAUCUUCCGGUCGCUGGUGGAGCAGACCGGCCCCGAGACCGCCGCCUUGCUGCACCGCAUGGCGGAGGAGAGCUACAAAAAACUGCAAGAAAAAAAGAAGACGUCCUAAAUGUGGUUUUUACACCAAAAAAAAA
Molecule: messenger RNA, 407 nt
Organism: Papilio polytes (common Mormon)
Lineage: Eukaryota; Metazoa; Arthropoda; Insecta; Lepidoptera; Papilionidae
Exons: 5
Coding region: 5-382 (125 amino acids)
Source: RefSeq, a predicted model, not a curated record